This is a messenger RNA of Ogataea parapolymorpha DL-1, 2445 nucleotides long. RefSeq names its product Anaphase spindle elongation protein 1. Gene Ontology annotation, cellular component: cytoplasm; mitotic spindle midzone; spindle. The record is from RefSeq and is a predicted model, not a curated record. Bases 1 to 2445 code for a protein of 814 amino acids. The transcript has a single exon. Gene Ontology annotation, molecular function: microtubule binding. Gene Ontology annotation, biological process: mitotic spindle midzone assembly; microtubule cytoskeleton organization. NCBI's taxonomy places the organism in Eukaryota, Fungi, Ascomycota, Pichiomycetes, Pichiales, Pichiaceae.
AUGAAACUUAAGAAAGAUAUGAUUUGCUCUUUGGAUAAUUUGUCUGAAGAUCAGUUGGGGUCCAUAGCCAAAUUUAUUCAAGAAACGAAUAGCGACGUACAAAUAAACAAACCGAAACCAUUGUUGCAAUUACACAUCCAGGAUAUCAUUAAGGCUUCACAUGAUAUUCAAACAUUGGGUCUAAUAAUCGGAGGACAGGAUGGCAAGCUAGAGCGAUGGUUUGAAUCCAUUCACAUAAUCCUUACUAAUUAUUACUCAGAGCUGAAGCAAGAGGAACGUCGCUUGAAUCAGGAAUUCAUAAAGUCACUAGACACGAUAGCCAAGAUCUUUCAAGUUUUGAAGAAUUACCAAAAGGAGGCACAGGAUGGCUCCCUACUGAGCUGCAGGGUUCAAAAACUGAUCGACGACUACCGACAAAAUGAAUUUGUAAAUCUGGCGCAGUAUUGUAACGAGGCAGAACCAAUGUCCCAAGUUAAUAGAGAGGUCGAAAAUGGAAUUCUCAAACUGAAACCGAUGCUUGUGGAGAAGAUUGUGGGGAUUUCAAAAGAGAUAAGAGGUUUUUACUCAAGGUUGGAGAUUGUGGACGAAUAUGAUAAUCCAAAAUUCCUUGAGCAACUUCCAUCCCCAGAAGAAAGCCAGAAGUACUCUACCAUAGAGGAAGUCGAUGAUAUCAAAGGUAUCAUGUCUACCAAUUUCAGUCGCUCAAGCCCCGCGCUCGAAGAGAAGAUAAAGAGAGAAAAGCAGAAGCUAGAAAAGUUUAUCAGCCAGAAGUGUUCUUUGAUGAGAAAUACCAUGGACAAAUUGAGAAUGCUUGAGAAUGAGUUAGAGAGAACAGUUGACUUAGAUCUUCAGCAUUAUUGCGAUGAAGAGUUGAUACAGCAUAUCGGUAUCAAAAAAGCGAGCUUUGAACAAUACAAUAAUAAACUGAAAGUCCUUUUAGAAGAAAAAAGCAAUAGGGAACGACAGCUUAAAGAUUUGAUGGAAAGACUGGAAGAUUUGUGGGCUGUCUUGAGACCGAAAGAUAACUCCAUUCAGGAGUUUUUGAAAGUGAACCGAAACAUAAAGCGCGCGUCAAUCAGUAAUUUUGAAGCUCUUGUGGAAGAGCUAGAACAGGAGAAAAGGGAGAACAUUUCAAAAUUCAUUCAAACAAGCCGUAUGAGGAUUCUUGGGUACUGGGAUCUCCUGAUGUACGAUGAGGAAGACCGCUUAAAGUUUGAAGCGUUUUACGACGAAAACCCUGACAAUUUUGACGAGGACUUGCUUGAUCGACAUAAUCAAGAAAUUGCGAAAUUAAGAGCAGAGGUUGAUAAACUCAAGCCUCUUCUUGAAUCGAUUACCAAAUUAGAUGACCUUCUCAAAGAAAAAAGCUAUCUGGAUGAAGCUGUUAAGGAUCCAAAUCGGCUUCUGAAAAGAGAUUCAUUCAAAAUAUUGAGGCAUGAAGAAAAGAUAAGGGAGAAGCUAGCUAGACAAUUACCAUCGACUAUCCGAGAUUUAAAACUGCAGCUAAACAGCUUUGAGAUCGAAAAAGGCCGCGCAUUCAAAGUAAAUGGAGAACCAUAUAUCUCAAGGUUGGAGGAGAUUGAAUCAGAACUUGGUCGAAAACGUAGUUUUCGAAAGUCGCCCAUCAAGACCCUGCCUGCCAACAGCUCUAGCAGAGUAUGUAAGCGGGAACCAACGAAAACUGCCACACGGAAAAGAAACCAUCUCAGCAUGCAAUCGAGAUUGCCUUCAACUGUUCAGCGGUUAUCGCAAUCAGUGAAUUCAAACACCUAUAAAUCACCAGCAAGUUUCGGAUCCGUUAUCAGGAGACAGAACACUGAGAGUAUGACAAAUCCAUUCAACUCUAGGGAAAGUUCUCCUUUGAGGAAAACCGUUCAUUCUCGCCAGCAUGCGAAAGCUUCACAACUACAGGACAUAACACCAGAUUUAAGAUUUAUGUCUCCGAUUGAACCUCCAGUAUUCUCCAAUCCUGCCGACCCAUCAUUAGUCAGAUCAGUUUGUUUCAUGUCAGGUUCGACCAUAUCCAACAAGCCAAUUGUAAUCAAGGGUGGAUCUCCCAUCAGGCAAAAUUCUGAAUCCGAACUACACACUCGCUCACAUUUGAAAAUGCCGAGUUUAUCUCCACCCACACGAGUCCCACCUUCAAACGCAAUUCUUCAAGGGCCAGCUGAAAGCACUAGUCUUAAGCCAUUGAAUUGUCAGCUCAAGGCUUCCUCCCCAUCGUCAUCUUUGAUUCAAGACCGCGUUAAUGGAAGCAUAGUAAGACCUUCCGACAGCCCUAAUACAUCAAACGCUAUACCUGUUGCUGAACUAAGCGACUCGAUGAUUGAUUACAGUGAAGAAGUCAAAGAGAACGUUAGCCCCAGGUCUUACAAAGCACAUGGAAAAGCUCAGCAAAUGUUCUUGAAUGACGUUUCCAUGAACUGGGAUACCGAAACAUUUUAG